Callithrix jacchus (white-tufted-ear marmoset) is the source of this 5560-nucleotide messenger RNA. It is a transcript of the gene HAAO, whose product is annotated as 3-hydroxyanthranilate 3,4-dioxygenase. Gene Ontology annotation, cellular component: cytoplasm. Gene Ontology annotation, biological process: 'de novo' NAD+ biosynthetic process from L-tryptophan; quinolinate metabolic process. Gene Ontology annotation, molecular function: 3-hydroxyanthranilate 3,4-dioxygenase activity; iron ion binding. The record is from RefSeq and is a predicted model, not a curated record. Lineage: Eukaryota; Metazoa; Chordata; Mammalia; Primates; Cebidae.
AAAAAGGCUGCCGACAGGCGGCUGGGCGGAGCCGCGGGCCUCCCUCGGCUGAGUACCGCGCAGCGAGGAGGCGCUCCGACAGUCAUGGAGCGCCUCGUGAGAGUGAGGGCCUGGGUGGAGGAGAACCGGGCAUCCUUCCAGCCCCCGGUCUGCAACAAGCUCAUGCACCAGGAGCAGCUCAAAGUCAUGUUCGUCGGAGGCCCCAACACCAGGAAGGACUAUCACAUCGAGGAGGGUGAAGAGGUAUUUUACCAACUGGAGGGAGACAUGGUUCUCCGAGUCCUGGAGCGAGGGAAACACCGGGAUGUGGUCAUUCGGCAGGGAGAGAUAUUCCUCCUGCCUGCCAGGGUGCCCCACUCACCACAGAGGUUUGCCAACACCGUGGGGCUGGUGGUUGAGCGGAGGCGGCUGGAGACCGAGCUAGAUGGGCUCAGGUACUACAUGGGAGACACCAUGGACGUCCUAUUUGAGAAGUGGUUCUACUGCAAGGACCUUGGCACGCAGUUGGUCCCCAUCAUCCAGGAGUUCUUCAGCUCUGAGCAGUACACAACAGGAAAGCCCAUCCCUGACCAGCUGCUCAAGGAGCCACCAUUCCCACUGAGCACACGAUCCGUCAUGAAGCCCAUGUCCCUGAAGGCCUGGCUGGACAGCCACCACCAGGAGCUGCAGGCAGGCACACCACUUAGCCUGUUCGGGGACACCUAUGAGACCCAGGUGAUCGCCCAUGGACAAGGCAGCAGUGAAGGCCUGAACCAGAAUGUGGACGUGUGGCUGUGGCAGCUGGAGGGCUUCUCGGUGGUGACGAUGAGGGGACAGCGCCUGAGCCUGGGCCCCGAGGACAGCCUCCUAGUGCUAGCUGGGACCUCGUAUGCCUGGGAGCGAACGCAAGGCUCUGUGGCCCUGUCUGUGAUGCAGGAUCCUGCCUGCAAGAAGCCCUGGGGUGACCCCUUUGCCAUGGCCUGAAGCAGCCACAGGUGUGCCAAGCACCCUCUUGAGUGCCAUCCCCACUAAACAACUCUCCCAGCCCCUACUGCUUCUCCAUGAACUGCUGCUUGUGUCCCUCACAGACCUGGACAUGAUUGUCAACCACCCUCCUGCCCUUCUCAGCCCAGAAGCCAUGCCCCUGGGUGGGCAGCAGCUCCCUAUCUUCUCUGGCAGUCUUACCCCACUGCCUUGCCAGCCUUUCCAGGCAGUCUACUCCCUGCCCAGCUCCUGCCCAUUCCUCUGUCCCUACAGACUUUAUGCAGCACCUCCCCACCAAGAAGGCCCGCAGUAAAGGUUUCCUGGUGAACGAAUACCUGUGGGUCUACACACACACAGGCAAUCAUCGCUGCUGUUCCCAUGGGCUCCCCUGGGACCAUGUGAUGUAUCUGGGGCAUCCGGACCCCAGGUGGCCAUGGACGUGUUGGAGGGUCUGUUAUUGAGCAUCCCUGUUCCUGGAUGGGCAUUCCUCACUGUGCGUGUGUGACUUGACCCACGCAUGCUCCGUGUCUGGUCCUGGGAGCACAGCUAAUGUCAUCUCUCCACUUCCUUCUUGUUCCCAUUUAUUCCUGUUACUUUUCUUUUUCCCCCAAGACUGGAUCUCACUCUGUCACCCAGGCUGGAGUGGAGUGGUGCAAUCACAGCUCACUGCAGCCUUGAACCCCUGGCUCAAGCGAUUCUCCCACCUCAGCCUUCUGGGUAGCCGGGACUACAGGCAUGCACCACCACACCCAGCUAAUUUUUUUAUUUUUUCUUUUUUGUAGAAAUGGGGGUUUCACCAUGUUGCCCAGGCUGUCUUUUUACAUAACUUUAAAAGACUAGCAUCUGUUGAGUUUUUUUCCAAUAACAGAAGUCAUCUGUGCUAACUAUAGAAAACACAGAAAUACACAAAACCCCCGGCCCAGAGCUAACCACUGUUAAUACCUAAAGACUACAAUCAGUCUGGAGAGGGAGCGAAGUUGUACCAGGAGCUCAGCAGUGUUGGUGGGGUUGUCAGGCCUUGUGCGCCCUGCACUCCCCUGUCAUGCACAGGCACCAUGUUCAAAGACUCCAGAGGACCCCCUGAGCCUGUUGUGUGGGUCUCGGGAUGCAGAGGCACCAGUGGGCAGAGAUGAGAAAGUGGAGCCUGCAGCGGGCAUGAUGACUCGGUUUCCUGGGACAUCCAUGGGAAGUCAAUGAGGGCAUGCACAUGAGCGUGUCUGGACAGAACAGAUGCCUGCUUGGCCUCAAGCUUCCUCUAGAAAAGAACACUUGAGCCCUGUCUUCCCCAUCCCCAGCCUGCUGGCUCUCUGCCUUCCUACGUUCCACUGGGAGUAGAGGAAGACCUGCCUUUGCUGAAAAGGCUGCUGGCCCAGAGAGAUAUUGGGACCUUCACCCACCUCUUCACCCCUAAGGAUUUUCCUCACCUACAAGCAAACAAAACAUACCAUCAGGCUCCUCCAAACGCAAAUGGUCCAGGGCAGGCGCAGGCAGAGGCUCAGUGCAGCCUGUUCUUGGCCUGUAACAAUGCACUGCUCCAUGCAUGACCUGAGAAGAGAACAUAGAAUGUUCCCAGAAGGCCUGGGGUCAGAACACACAUAGCCAUGAGGAGAAGAGUCUACCCUCGUACCCAGGACAAGCCUAAUUCAGACAGCCAUGAAAAUUAGAUCUGCUUCUGUGAACACUCGCUCUGUGCCAGGGAAUCCCCUGGAAGUUUUUCAUAAAUUAUCUCAUUUUAUCCUCACAACUCUCCAAGAAGGUGGUAGUAUCCGAUUUUACAGAUGAGGCUCAGAGAGGUCUGGAAACAGGGCAGCUCUGUUCCCACCCAGGCUGCCUGCAUAUGAAGCUUAGUUAGGCUGGGCCUCACCAUCCUGCUUCUCCCAGGGAUGUCUGACCUCAGCCUCAACCCAACAGGAGCCCAGGGCAGCCAAGAGAGGCCAGGGGUCACUGUGCCUGAAACACAGAGCCUGGCCACACACAGCAGAUGGCUGACACCAGCCAGCUGGCAGUUGUGGGUCAGGCUCUGAAACCUGGAACCACCACCUCCCUUGGCUCUGCUGCCCUGGGUUAUCAGGAGCCUGAAGCCCUCAUCUCCAACCACAGGACCAGCCUGUGGGCUCAUGAGAACACCUCACCAUGGGACAGCCGGACUUGUACCUUGUCUGGAGCCAGCCCCAGCUUCCCACUCCCCAUUCUGCAGUGAAUGCUGAUGGGGGCGGGGAGUUGGGUGGACAAGGAGCCAUGGGGAAGCACAGACAGGGAAAAUCAGGAUUGUUCUCUUUGUGGACGAAGCCCCCAGGUCUCUAUGCCAUGGUGGUAGAAAGCUGGCAGCGAUGCCCUCUGCCCAUGGGCUACUUCACCGUGUACCUGGGCUUGGAACCAUCACAGACUUUGGAACCAUCAGGAAUCUGGGAGUGACUGCAGGCUGAACUACAGUGGACUUUCAGACGCACAGCAGGCUGGUGGAGUACACACAGCCUGGUUCCUUGCAGGCCACCAGCAGAAUGAUGGAGGUCUCACUUCAGGCCACUCCCUGCCCACUUCUCCCAGGACAAUGUCCUGUUGGCUUCACAGUCCCUGAAGCCAGAGCUGGUGGGGGCAGGGAGGCAGCCACCUGCCUCUAUUUGUAGUAGGGGAGGGGGUGUCCAGGGAGGGCUGCAUGACCCUGAGAGCCACAGGUCACCAGGCCUCAGGGCUGCAAAUACUCUCCCCUGCCUCACCUGUCUGGACUUUUCUCCCUCCAGGGUUUUUCUGGGCUUCCAUCUUGCCCCUGCUGAGCCCUGCUUCCUCCUCUACCAGGGGCACAACCCCCAGGCUGGGUUCAGAAGCCUCAUGUGGUCACUCAGUCCCCCGGCAGACAGGGAGGGUGCAAGGUUUCCCCUUGGCCCGCAAACAGGAACACGAUGUUUCUCAGUGGCUGUGAGAAUGCUGAUGAAAACCCCAGGAUGUUGUGUCACUGUGGUGGCCAGCUGUUAGUGACAAUCAUCCCUCUUUGCCCUGAGUACUCCUGCUGGGGUAGAAGACUCCAGAACCUUUCUCAGGUCUGUGGCCCAUGCAGCCCAUGGAGCUUCAUAACCUGAGCUCUCCAUCUCCCUCUCUCUCCUCUUCGGUUCUCCUUCCCUCCUUCCCUCCCUCACCCUCCUCUUCUUCCUCUGCCUUUACCACUGUGGGGGUGUCCUCUAGAGAGACCUGCCACCCUACCUCUUCCCCAGUGGUGUCUGCCUUCCUGGCACCGAUCCUGGCCCUGGAGUUUGUCCUGGGCCUGGUGGGGAACAGCUUGGCCCUCUUCAUCUUCUGCGUCCACAUGCGGCCCUGGACCUCCAACACGGUGUUCUUGGUCAGCCUGGUGGCCGCUGACUUUCUCCUGAUCAGCAACCUGCCCCUCCGAGUGGACUACUACCUCCUCCAUGAGAUCUGGCGCUUUGGGGCUGCUGCCUGCAAAGUCAACCUCUUCAUGCUGUCCACCAACCGCACGGCCAGUGUCGUCUUCCUCACGGCCAUUGCACUCAACCGCUACCUGAAGGUGGUGCAGCCCCAUCACGUUCUGAGCCGGGCUUCCAUGGGGGCAGCUGCCCGGGUGGCCGGGGGACUCUGGGUGGGCAUCCUGCUCCUCAACGGGCACCUGCUCCUGAGCACCUUCUCAGGCCCCUCCUGCCUGAGCUACAGGGUGGGCACGAAGCCCUCAGCUUCGCUCCGCUGGCACCAGGCGCUGUACCUGCUGGAGUUCUUCCUGCCACUGACACUCAUCCUCUUCACCAUCGUGAGCAUUGGGCUUACCAUCCGGCGCCGUGGCCUGGGUGAGCAGGCAGGCCCACAGAGGGCCAUGCGCGUGCUGGCCAUGGUGGUGGCUGUCUACACCAUCUGCUUCCUGCCCAGCAUCAUCUUUGGCACAGCUUCCAUGGUGGCCUUCCGGCUGUCCGCCUGCCACUCCCUGGACCUCUGCUCACGGCUCUUCCACGGCUCCCUGGCCUUCACCUACCUCAACAGCGUCCUGGACCCUGUGCUCUACUGCUUCUCCAGCCCCAGCUUCCUCCACCAGAGCCGGGCCUUGCUGGGUCUGACUCGGGGGCAGCAGGACCCCGUGAGCGAUGAGAGCUCCUACCAACCCUCCAGGCGGUGGCGUCGCCAGGAGGCCUCGAGGAAGGCAGAGGCCACAGGGAAUCUGGAAGUGCAGGCCAAGGUGUCUCUGGAAAAGGAAGGCUCCUCCCAGGGCUGAGGGCCAGCUGCAGGGCUGCAGGGCUGCAGAGGUAAGGGCUGCUGUGCUCGCCUGGAGGGACAAGGCCAACACAGAAAAGGGAUGGCGGCAGACUCGGGGCCAGGCUGAAGCACUGGCCGGACUCAGGAGGGUGGCAGGGAGAGAAAGCUGCCUUGGCCUCUCAGUGUGUCCAGAAUGGUGUUCCCAGAAUGCAGGGAAGAGCAGAAUGCCAGGUGGAGACAGGCAGGGUGCUGUGGCCACGCCAGCUCAGACAGCGGCCUGCGCAGCUGCAGGGGCCAGAGGCCAAUCACUGUCACAGCAGAGUCGCCUUAGAAAUUGGACAGCUGCAUGUUCUAUGCUCUCGUUUGGCCCUUCUGAUAUUAAUAAACUUCCCUUUUAAACAUA